This is a messenger RNA of Raphanus sativus (radish), 2766 nucleotides long. Its product is annotated as ribonucleases P/MRP protein subunit POP1. The record is from RefSeq and is a predicted model, not a curated record. The transcript is spliced from 10 exons. Gene Ontology annotation, cellular component: nucleolar ribonuclease P complex; ribonuclease MRP complex. Gene Ontology annotation, biological process: tRNA 5'-leader removal. The coding region runs from base 229 to 2667 and encodes 812 amino acids. NCBI's taxonomy places the organism in Eukaryota, Viridiplantae, Streptophyta, Magnoliopsida, Brassicales, Brassicaceae.
ACGGUUAAGGGUUAAACCCAUCUACAGUUCAAGUAAACCCACUUCUGAUUCAGUUAAGCCACCGCUUAUCUCUGUCCUUGUCUAAUCGCCGGCGCAGUAUCUUGUUACCGCGCGCCAUCUGUUCGACAAAUUGUCAGGACCAAUUCUUUCAAGAGAAGACAAAAGUUUGGUAUUAGGGUAUUUGGGCACUAGGGUUUCAUUCGAACAACUCUGUGUUUUUGAUUUCUAAUGGCUUCUUCUGGUAAUGGGAACAACAAUAAGAAAAGAGGUGGUGGGCUAUCGUCGCUUGCCCCUCGAGAAAUCAGCGUCCAGAAAUUCUCGGAGGCUAGAGCAGCAGAGCUCGAAUCACUUCACUCCAUAGUGUCUGAGCGUUUGAACAAGGACUUCCGGUCAAAGAGGAACCAGAGGAGAAGGACCAAUGCUUACACUAACCAACCUUCAAAGAAACGUAACAUAAAGAGGCAGAGGUCAGAGUCAUUGUUAUCUAUAGGUCAACCAUCAUCGUCUCAAGAAACAAAGAUCCCAAGACGAGUCAAGAGGAGACUGGAACUUAAAGGGAACCCUGAAUCGGGGUUUAGUACCACUGGUGAUGGAACAAAGAGGCUGAGAACACAUGUUUGGCAUGCUAAACGCUUCUCUAUGACUAAGCUUUGGGGUUUUCACCUUCCUCUUGGUUUACACGGCGGAGGAAGGGGAUCUAGGGAUAUCUUGAAGAAGUCUAGGCAAGGUGUUCUUGUGCAUGAUGCAAGCUAUCACAUUGCUGUUCAAUUGGAGGGUCCAGAGGGCUCACUCUUGUCGAUAUUAAACAUGCUAUUGGAGCCUUCUCCCUUAUCUCAUUCCAAGGAAGUUUUCGACUCUAUUCUCACAGGCCUUAGUUAUGGAAACGCCAUGCUUUAUCAUGUCGAACCACCAGUUUCUCAGGUGAUUGCUCCUGUAAUUUAUAUGUGGAGACCUUCUCAGCUACCUAAGAGAAAUGUUGAGGAGAAAGUGGGUGACUGCGUAGGAAAUGAUGGUCCAGUCUCAAAUGGAGAUCAUGCAGACUCUCGAAAACUUUGGUUGUGGAUCCAUGCUUCUUCCUUCAGUGAGGGUUAUGCUUCUCUAAAACUAGCUUGUCAAAAACAGAUGGAUGAGACAGGUGUUUUAGUUGAUUGCUUGUCACUCGAGGGCCAGCUUGCAAAACUUGAGAUUUUUGGUACAAAAGCAUCUCAGCUUCUGCAAAAGACCAUACAUCCUGUUCCAAGUAGCUCAGAGAAUUCUCCCUCUAUUUUAAGGAAGUGUUCGAUGGGACAAGCUGAAGUUAAGAACGUUGUUGAACCUUACAAAGAAGAGAGCAUAUCAUCUUGCGCUAUUUUACCACGGUUUGUCAUAGAUCCGCGGUUAAUCCCGAAUAAUCCUUGUGAUGAUAGCACAAUGUCACUUGAAAUGACCAAAACUAAGAGUACUGAGUCGCUUGAGAUGACUACCAGCACAGAAGCUGAAACUUUCAAGUGCUUAUGGGACGCAAAUUGUGAACUGUACCCUCCAGAAGAAGAGAACAUAUUGUGUUGGGAGAAGCAUCAAAGUCGUAUGAAGUCUUUUUGCAUCGAUGACCCAGCUGAUGAGUUUCCUAAGAUAUCUAGCAGGCCAAGGAGUUCGAGGUCUUGUCCUUUACUGCUUCUUAAACAUAAACAGCUUGGGGAUACAGCUACAGGAUGGUCUCUCAUACUUCCCCUUAGUUGGGUCAAAGUUUUCUGGAAUACCUUUGUCUCAAAAGGAGCUCAAGCAAUAGGUCAGAGGGAGAAACGCUGGGUUUCUUGUGAUGCUGGUUUGCCCUUUUUCCCAUCAGAUUUUCCUGACUGCAAAGCAUAUUCAUCUUUGAAAAUGAGUGAAGCUGCAGACUUGGAGGAGAAGGCACAAAGACGACCUCUUGCCGUGAGACCUUCCAGAAUUCCCAUUCCACCUCCAUGGAGUAGUAUCCAUGUCACGCGUUGUGUCAAAGAGAGUUCCGAUCAAAAGCUUACAAACGGUGAGACUAGUGGAGUGGAAAUUUUCAGUAAUGUUGGUAAACUAUUCGAUGGUAUCGUGGCAAGAACACCACAUUCGCUGCCUACUUUUCUCCAAACUUUCACAAAUCGUGUGGAGACGAUUCAAGAAGAUGAAACGAAAGCAAGAGCUGGGAUCCUUCAGAACAGUGAUAAUAAACUCUGCCUUGUCAGAGUUCUUCUACAUGCUUUCAAGGAAGGUUCAUUCGAAGAGGGCGCGGUUGUAUGCGCACCAUCUCUCGCAGACGUAUCAUUACUAAAAUCCGGCUGCAGUGAAGGAGAAGAAGAGCGUGUUACAAUCCCUCAAUCUUCUGUAAGUUGUUACUUCCAAGAACAACCUUCUGGAACCUGGGAACUGAAUGUCCCUGAAGACACUCAUACAAAGCAGUCUCAUAGAUGGCCAAUCGGGUUUGUGACGACAGGUUUUGUCCGUGGGAGUAAAAAGCCGACGGCGGAAGCUCUGUGUGAUGCAGUGUUGUUAGGGAGACUAAGAGAAGAGCAAUGGAAAGGGAAAGAUGUGAAACGGAGAAAGAAGGAGAUUUAUGUCCUGGUUAGAAACCUAAGAUCUUGUGCUUACAGACUCGCACUGGCCACUAUUGUUUUGGAGCAACAAGACGCUUCUGGUGAUGAUGUCCACUGCUUUUAAAAUGCCAAUCUUUUUUAUUCCGCCACCAGUCCCAACACUGUUGUUUUGUUUGUCUCAAAUCACAUUUUGUUUUAUCUUAAUACAGUAUCGUUUUAACUA